Messenger RNA from Limanda limanda (common dab), 1368 nucleotides. It is a transcript of the gene colq, whose product is annotated as collagen-like tail subunit (single strand of homotrimer) of asymmetric acetylcholinesterase. The transcript has 17 exons. NCBI's taxonomy places the organism in Eukaryota, Metazoa, Chordata, Actinopteri, Pleuronectiformes, Pleuronectidae. The record is from RefSeq and is a predicted model, not a curated record. The coding region runs from base 1 to 1368 and encodes 455 amino acids.
AUGACUCUCCUCACACUGGGAUUGUACCUGCCGCUGUGGUUCUGCUGUGGCCUGGCCCAGUCCUCCUUCCUGGACGGCUUCAUUUCAUUCCCAGCAGCUCUCAGGUCCCAGGAGCAGCAGAAGAGAUUCAGCCCAUGCUGUUUGCUGAGUCCACCUCCACCCCCACUCUUCCCUCCACCCCCUUCACAUUGGCGCCGGCACGCUCAUAAUGAAGGCAUGCCAAACAAUGGCCCGAAGAAUGAGCCGAGCAACCAGGACAAAGGUUCUGCCUGCGUCCGAGGUCUCCCUGGGCCUGCUGGUCCUCCAGGGCCCCAGGGUCCCGCCGGAUUACCUGGGAUAGAAGGACCUAAGGGAGAAAGGGGAGAAAUUGGAAGACCUGGGCAAAAGGGUCGGACAGGCACUCAAGGACUCCCUGGGAAGCAGGGAUCAGCUGGAUGGCCAGGACCAAGUGGGCCCAAAGGAGAGAAAGGUGACUCAGGGCUGAUGGGAUUGCCUGGAGCCAGAGGACCAAUUGGGCCAAGGGGUUUAGCAGGGUAUAAAGGAGAGAAGGGCUCUCGAGGGGAUCGUGGUACGGGUGGAUUGAAAGGCGACAAGGGUGGAAUGGGUUUCCCAGGAAUGCUUGGACAGAAAGGUGAACUGGGUCCAAAGGGAGAACCUGGAAUCUCAGGAAACAGAGGACCCACUGGUCGACCAGGGAAAAGAGGCAAGCAGGGAGGGAAAGGAGACACAGGCAGUGUUGGUCCUAUGGGACCUGCAGGCCCACAUGGACCUCAAGGCCACCCCGGCCCUCCUGGUGCUCCUGCCACAGGUGUUUACAUGGUUGCAACAAAGGGAGCACGGGGUCUACCCGGGCCUCCUGGAAAGUGUAGCUGCGGCUCCAUCAGCGGUUCUGAUGAUUCUUCUACCAAAGGAAACUAUCCCAAAGUACCAGCGAUAUUCGUCGUAAGCAACGAGGAAGAACUGGAGCGCCUUCAGGUCGAUAAUGCUCUCGCAUUCCGCAAAGAUCAGAGAUCUCUCUAUUUCAAAGACAUUGAUGGCUGGCUGCCAAUCCAGACUUUUCCAUUCCAGCUGACACCGUUCCAAUCCAUGGAGAACGCGCCUGAUGAUGAAGGUUACUGUGGAGACGGGGUCGUGCAGAUUUCCAGCGGGGAGGAGUGCGAUGACAGCAAUCGAGUCGUCACUGACGGCUGCGUCAAAUGUAAACACGCCUACUGUGGAGACGGGUAUCGCUACGAGGGGGCCGAGGAGUGUGAUGGAAAAGACUUUGGAUACCAGACAUGUAAUUCAUAUCUUCCAGGGUCGUAUGGUCAUCUCAAGUGCUCACCAUACUGUGUCAUCGACUCCACAAACUGCAAGUACUUCACUUGA